This is a messenger RNA of Aspergillus ibericus CBS 121593, 612 nucleotides long. RefSeq lists its product as uncharacterized. The record is from RefSeq and is a predicted model, not a curated record. The transcript is spliced from 2 exons. NCBI's taxonomy places the organism in Eukaryota, Fungi, Ascomycota, Eurotiomycetes, Eurotiales, Aspergillaceae. The annotation marks the transcript as partial.
UCCCCUCCCCCCCAACAUCCCACCCCCAUCCUCAACCCCUCCACCCAAGGCGAAACCAUCCCCCAACUACACAACCGCAUCGCCACCACCCUAUCCACCCUAAUCUCCACCCUGGACACCGAAAUCGCUCAUCUCGAAGCCCCCCUCCCUCCCGAGCAACGAACCAGUAAAGCAGUCCUGAUCUGCUCGCAUGCUGCCCCCUUGAUCGCCAUGGGGAGGGUUCUUACGGGAAACAUGCCGGAGGAUGAAGGCGUUGAGGAUUUUAGGGUUUAUACGGCGGGGAUUAGUAUGUUUGUGCGGAGGAGUUCAUGGGAUAGGAAGGGGGAUGGGGAUGGGGAUGGGAAGGGAAGGGAUAUCAAGGAGGUUCUUGCGCCAGGGACGGAGGUUUUGAGGGAUGGGGUCUAUGUUCCGGAUUGGAUGGGGGGAAGGGGUGUUGGUGGUGGGUGGGAGUGUGUGAGGAAUGGCGAUUGUGGGUUUUUGAGUCAUGGGGCGGAGAGGGGGUGGCACUUCUGUGGUGACGAGUCGUUUGAUACGGGCCCUAUGGCAGAUCCGUCGGCGACUCCGACGACGAGCUUGGAUUCUUCGGUUGAGACGGCGGGGAGUAAAUUGUGA